AUGAUUUUCUCCCGAACCUCAAACUUGGCUGCGGUCGUGGCCGCGAUCUUCACAGGUGUCUUUGCUUGCCCCGAACACGAUUUUCAUGCAGAAUCGAAGCGAACCGAUCUUCACAUCAAGAAGCGAGCAGACGACGCUGCUACUGAGUGGGCGUACGAGGCAUCAUACAAUUGGGGCGAAUUAAGCGAGAAUUACACCCUCUGUCAAGCCGGCACCCAACAAGCUCCGAUCCCACUCCUUCUCACUCAAGGCCUCUCCCUCGUCCACCAACCCGACUUCUACAACUACUCCAACUCCACCAAUGGCUCUUUCUACAACUGGGGCUACGGUCCAGCCAUGUCGCUCUCCCACCCGGAAGACGACUACACUACCCUCCCAAGCUUCACCUUCGACGACGGCACCAUCGGCGACGGCAACGAGACCGUCUACAUGACCGGCUGGCACAUCCACGCUCCAGCGGAUCACUCGGUCGGAGGCCAGCGCAGCAAAGCCGAACUCCACUACGUCCACGUCGACGCCGCAGGCAACCCACGAGCUGUGCUAGCUUUCCGCAUCGAUCCCGGCAACAGCGAGUCGGCGUUCUUCCGGCAACUACCCGAGUUAAUCUCCUUCCGCAACACGAACAUGCGCACCAACAUGACGGAUUUCAACCCGUUCAUGGCAUUGCAGGAGGUCAACAUGUUCAGCGAAUUCUGGACGUACCGUGGCUCUCUGACCAGUCCACCUUGCACAGAGGGCAUUCGAUUCUAUUUGGCGAGGAAUAUUUUGUUCGUGAGUGUCGAGCAGAUGCAGGCUAUCCUUGCGGUGUCGACGUACUCUGCACGAGCGGAGCAACAGGUUUGGCAGCAUCAGAUUAAUGCUUAG
Zymoseptoria tritici IPO323 is the source of this 864-nucleotide messenger RNA. RefSeq lists its product as uncharacterized. Gene Ontology annotation, molecular function: zinc ion binding; carbonate dehydratase activity. The transcript has 2 exons. Bases 1 to 864 code for a protein of 287 amino acids. NCBI's taxonomy places the organism in Eukaryota, Fungi, Ascomycota, Dothideomycetes, Mycosphaerellales, Mycosphaerellaceae. The record is from RefSeq and is a predicted model, not a curated record.